This is a messenger RNA of Drosophila persimilis, 609 nucleotides long. RefSeq names its product protein archease-like (gene Archease). The transcript is spliced from 3 exons. Gene Ontology annotation, cellular component: tRNA-splicing ligase complex. Gene Ontology annotation, biological process: tRNA splicing, via endonucleolytic cleavage and ligation. The record is from RefSeq and is a predicted model, not a curated record. The coding region runs from base 57 to 527 and encodes 156 amino acids. NCBI's taxonomy places the organism in Eukaryota, Metazoa, Arthropoda, Insecta, Diptera, Drosophilidae.
CCCCACAUGCCACACUCGUCGUCGCCCUGGUGUAAACUAAUAUUAAUAAGACAAAUAUGGAAGUAGAAUUCAGCAAAGAGGACUUUCUGCUGCCAGAAACAAAGUAUGAAUAUUUGGACCACACCGCCGACGUGCAACUCCAUGCCUGGGGCACCACACUGACGGAGGCCUUCGAGCAGUGCGGCGUAGCAAUGUUCGGGUAUAUGACGGAACUGGAGUACGUGUCCGUGGAGAGCUGCUACGAGAUCGAGGCCAAGGGCGAUGACCUGGAGGGACUACUCUUUCACUUUCUCGACGAGCUGCUAUUCCUGUUCUCCGUUGAACCGAAUCUCGUGUGCAAAAAACUGGAAAUCACCAAAUUCGAUCUGGAUACCUUCGAGAUUGUCUGCCGCUGCUACGGCGAACCCUUCGAGCUGGGCAAACAUCCGCAGGGCACCGAGGUGAAGGCAAUCACCUACUCGGCCAUGCAAAUCGUACAGGAUGCGGAGCAGAGCAACUUUGAAGUGUUUGUUAUAAUUGAUAUUUGAGGAGAGACGACUGGCUGGCAGCGGAUCCCCGAUCCAGAGUGAUUUUACCUUUAGGUAUAUUAAAUGAAUUUUGACAUCAUGA